GGCCUACGAGAAUUCACGAGAUUCGGAAUCUCGUUAAGGGGCAAGGCGCGUUAACGGUGAUCUGAAUUCGAUCAAGUUUAUCGAUACGUGUCGCCGGCCAACCGCGGCCAUUCAACCAUCCAUCCCAACCAAUCACAACUAUGAAGUCAUGAAGCUUCUGCUGCUCGUCCUGCUCGGUUGCACGUGCUCGGCCCAUUUCGCCCAGCCAGGCGAAGACGAUUACAGCUUCGAUGAGAUUCGAUGGAACGGCGACGAUUACGAGUUGGUCGAUCACGAGGUCGAAUCUCGAGAAUUGACGAAUCUCGUCGAGAUUUUUGAUCGUGGAGGAAGGAUCGGGAGUUACGAUGAUCGAAUCCGUGCACGAGAACCCUUUCUACGAUUCGAGAACCCGGAAACCCAUCAUCCGAUUCGCCACGGCCGUCGGCAAUUCAGAUCCAUGGAUUCGAAUCGCGAGCAAAUGUCUUGGCCUGUGAAGAAGGAGGCGGUGGUCGAGGGCGAUCUCGUGUUGGGCGGUUUAAUGAUGGUGCACGAGAGGCAGGACAGGUUAACGUGCGGGCCGGUGAUGCCGCAGGGCGGGGUGCAGGCGUUGGAGGCGAUGCUCUACACGUUGGAUAAGCUGAACACGCAGGAUAUCGUGCCGGGUGUGAGAAUCGGCGCUCACAUCCUCGACGAUUGCGACAACGACACGUACGGGCUCGAGAUGUCGGUGGAUUUUAUAAAAGGAUCGAUAAGCAAUAUAGACGGUGCCGAGGAUCAUUGCAAUAAAACUGCCGUGCGAAAAGUUAUCAGCGGAGUCGUUGGAGCAGCAAGCUCAGUCACAUCCAUCCAAGUGGCAAACCUUCUCCGACUUUUUCGAAUACCGCAGGUCUCAUUCUUCUCGACCAGCCCAGAACUUUCCAACAAACAACGAUUCGAAUAUUUCACGCGCACUAUACCGAGUGACCAUUAUCAAGUAAAGGCAAUGGUGGAGAUCGUGAUGAAAAUGAAAUGGAGUUACGUGUCUAUCAUAUACGAAGAGAGCAAUUACGGAAUAAAGGCGUUCGAAGAGCUGGAAGAAUUGCUAGGUAAAAGGAACAUAUGCAUAGCUAUCAAGGAAAAAUUGGUGAAAGAUUCUGGGGUUGCGAAAGAUGCGGCUUACGACAAUAUCGUUUUGAAAUUGUUGACCAAACCGAGAGCACGAGGUUGCAUCAUAUUCGGCUCGGAUCAAGAAGUUGCCGGAGUUAUGAGGGCGGUUAAACGUUGCAAUGCGACCGGUGCGUUUUCGUGGAUUGGCAGCGACGGAUGGAGCGCCAGGGGGUUGGUUAGCGAUGGUAACGAGGCGGAAGUGGAGGGCACUCUAUCGGUUCAACCUCAAGCAAAUCCUGUCAAGGGUUUCGAAGAAUAUUUCCUCAAUUUGACGGUCGAGAACAACCGGAGGAAUCCGUGGUUCGUUGAAUUCUGGGAACACCACUUUCAGUGUAAAUACCCGAACGCAUCCAUAACUCCGUACAACAAAAAUUACACGAAAUUCUGCACUACGGAAAAGCGUUUGACGAAACAGAACACAGCGUUCGAGAAUCAACUCCAAUUCGUGUCCGACGCGGUGAUGGCGUUCGCCUAUGCAUUUCGAGAUAUGCACAAAGAGCUCUGCGAUGGGAAACCUGGACUGUGCGACGCGAUGAAACCUACCAAGGGUACCGAACUUUUGAAAUAUCUUCGAAAAGUGGAUUUUGAAGGUCUGAGCGGCGACAAAUUCAAAUUCGACAAGAACGGUGACGGGCCGGCCCGAUACAACAUCAUACACUUCAAACAAAUCGAGCCGGGCAAAUACGAGUGGGUCCGGGUUGGCAAAUAUCUCUCGGGUGAAUUACGGUUGAAUAUGUCUGCAAUCCAAUUUAAACUUGGACAUCCCGAGCCACCCGAAAGCGUGUGCUCUCUGCCCUGCGAGGUCGGCCAGGCAAAGAAAUACGUGGCGGGCGAGCAAUGCUGCUGGCAUUGCUUCAAUUGCACUCAAUAUCAGAUACGAGAUCACAAGGACGUGACCCAAUGUAUUUCUUGUCGUCAAGGUACGGUGCCGGACGAAACGCACUCCGCUUGCCGUGAUAUCCCCGAGGAAUUCUUGCGGCCAGAAAGCGGAUGGGCAAUAGGGGCAAUGUCUUUCUCCGCUACAGGGAUUCUGAUAACUCUAUUCGUCUGUGGGGUGUUUCUGAAGCACAACGACACACCGGUGGUACGUGCAUCUGGCCGUGAACUGUCGUACGUUCUUCUCUCCGGGAUCCUGCUCUGUUACCUCGUUACUUUCGCCCUCGUUCUCAGACCGACGGACAUCGUUUGCGGGAUUCAAAGAUUCGCCGCGGGUUUCUGUUUCACCGUGGUCUACGCGGCCCUUUUAACAAAGACAAAUCGAAUAUCGAGGAUCUUCAACGCGAGCAAACACAGCGCCAAGAGGCCAUCCUUCAUAUCUCCGCGGUCACAGCUGAUCAUAUGUUCCGGUUUGGUGUUCGUGCAAAUUCUGAUCAACGGAGUUUGGAUGAUAAUCGAUCCAGCCAAGGCGAUGCAUCAUUAUCCGACCAGGGAGGACAAUUUGCUCGUUUGCAACAGUUACAUAGACGCCAGUUACAUGAUCGCUUUCGCUUAUCCCAUCAUGUUGAUCGUCGUUUGCACCGUGUACGCCGUCCUCACAAGAAAGAUCCCGGAAGCUUUCAACGAGAGCAAACACAUCGGUUUCACGAUGUACACCACGUGCGUGAUAUGGCUGGCUUUUGUGCCCCUGUACUUCGGUACUGGGAACAACGUUGCAUUGAGAAUCACCUCGAUGUCAGUUACUAUAAGUCUAUCCGCGUCCGUAACUAUAGCCUGUCUGUUCAGCCCGAAGUUAUACAUCAUUUUAAUACGGCCAGAAAGAAACGUACGUCAAAGCAUGAUGCCAACUAGAUAUAGCACCACGAAAAGUUCAGCAGUCACGGCUACCAAUGCUUCUAGCAUGAUAGCACCGGUUGCGCUGACUGCGGCUACGUGUGAUCAGAAUAAGGCUGUUAAAAAACACAUCACCACUACCAUUGAUUGCUCCACUCAAAGCGAAUACUACGAGCUAGAGGUAAAAGAUCAGAAAAAUGGGAAACCACCCUCGGUCGUUUCUCGAUCGACCCAAACCUCUGCCAACAACGACAAAGACGCUAAUGCUGUGGUAACGCAGAGCAAAGAGACGAAGGAUAAUACCACGACAACGAAGCAAUUGAACAAUAAAGCGAGAAUAGGAAACGGACCUAUAAAUCAGAGUGAUGUUCCAUUAUAGCAGCAAACUUCCAUAGAAUCGGCCAUUUUGCCCGCGACUUUGAAACCAAUUUCGAAAAAUCCGGUGAUAGUUUGAAAGGACGCAAAAAAAAAAAAAAAAAAAAAAAAAA
Molecule: messenger RNA, 3383 nt
Organism: Apis dorsata (giant honeybee)
Lineage: Eukaryota; Metazoa; Arthropoda; Insecta; Hymenoptera; Apidae
Gene: Glurb
Product: metabotropic glutamate receptor
Exons: 15
Coding region: 149-3274 (1041 amino acids)
Biological process (GO): G protein-coupled receptor signaling pathway
Cellular component (GO): membrane
Molecular function (GO): adenylate cyclase inhibiting G protein-coupled glutamate receptor activity
Source: RefSeq, a predicted model, not a curated record